Messenger RNA from Marchantia polymorpha subsp. ruderalis, 2284 nucleotides. NCBI's taxonomy places the organism in Eukaryota, Viridiplantae, Streptophyta, Marchantiopsida, Marchantiales, Marchantiaceae. The record is from the annotation of a GenBank genome assembly.
GGAGAACCAGGCCGGUCUCACUGCGGAGAUUCAGCCGCCCGUCCCGAAUGUGUUUCUUGAACUCUGUCAGCGGAAACCGAUGCGUCUUCAAGUUUCGAGUCUUCGAGAUCACGAUAAGGGCUCACCAAUCCCAAGUCGACUCACUAGCACACAAGCCGUCAAAAGAACACAGUGCAAGUUUGAUCCCUUGAUCCGUUGAUCCCGAUCGAUCAGUAUCGAACUCAAACGACCGACCGACCCGCGAGCAUUGGAAAAACUGCUGUUGAUAACAGUACCUGACUCGAUAUUGCAGGCAAGCAGGCAACUGGAAUCGUGUGCAGGAAGCGAAGUCACACAGUAGAAACCCCCAUGGGGGAUUGUAGCCACCUCUGACUGGAUCCUCCGGUAGGCCGUGCCUGUUGGGCUUGGACCCUGAGCCCAGGCACUAAUCAUGUCUCUUUCGAUGGACUGACUGAUUUGUUAAGCCCUCUGGUCACGAACCAAGUGUAAGUUCCACUCGUGGGACCCGAAUCACUGAAGUGAUGAAGGAAUACCGAGAGGGACUCGGGAGAAAACUGUAUCAGCUCACUCAGUUGACCGGCUUCGGGACUUUCAGCUGGGCUCUCCUCUUCGUGACGACGUCACGAGGACAUAAAGGCAAAGUUCCCAGAGUUGGUGUCGUUUCUGGCACAAGUCAUGCACCGAGGAUGUUGUUCCAGUGAUGGUCCAAUCCGAUUGAUUUCCCGGUCCUUUCAAGGGAAAUGCUUUCCACAAUGUGUGCAUGCGUGUGUAUAUCUUACAGAAGGGAAGAUUUUUAGCGCAGCCUGAGGUGAGCAAGAAAGAAAUGCAAUGCACUGCUCUGCACUGCUGGGUGGACCCCGGGACCGUGGCAGAAGCACAUACUCAGAUCAGUAGUACAAAGGACUCGCUGUAGCGGACCCUUGUCUCUUUGUGGUUCUCUCCCAGUUCGAGCUUUUAUUCCUUUGAUGGUUUGGCUUCUUCGCGGUGAUCUCAGCAUUGUGAUCCAAAUCUCCUGUUUUUUCUCGACAUGUUUCCUCGAAAGCGCCCGGCAUGACUCACUGUGCGUUUCUGCAGUCUCCAUGGAAGCUGGCUGGAAAGGCGGCCAGAGGGCCACCACAUCUAACAUUGAUUCUGCUGACAUCGUAGCUGUGGCGAGUGACCGUUCCAAAGCAUGCGCUGUCUUGCGGAUAUGAACCCAUUCGAGUUACUGUGACCAGGAUCCCGUCAUUUCCUCUCGAAUUCCUUGCGAGAUUUGUGUGACCCUUCUCGGAGAAGUUUCCAACCCAUGGAGGUGUUCGCCUCUGACCUUCCACUGUGACUGCACUUGGUCUUAGAAGCUGCCUACCUCGAGGCUCUAGCUCGCACUGUGACGUGGGCCAGAAGUGGGGGAGGUCGCAUCUGUCAAUCCUUAGACCUCGAGAUUAAUUCGGAGUGAAGAUGUUUAGGCAUUGGGAUUUGACACUCGAGGGAAGAAAUUUGAUCCUGUCAACGUUCUCAGCGAAGCAUUUGUUGGUUGCACUCUAAAAGGACUCUGGGCGAUCGAGAUGGUGGAUUUGGCGUCCUUGAUAAUUGCUGUGAUUCUGUUUAUCGUUCUCUCCCCUGGUUUGCUAUUUCAGAUUCCUGGCGAGGACAGACCUCUCGAGUUUGGCACUCACAACACGAGCUUGCCUUCUGUUCUCGUGCACGCCGCGUUGUUUCUCGUAUUCUUCUACCUGCUGCAGUUGGGCUUCGGCGUCCAUGGCGGGACAAAAUCGGAAUUCAUCUAAUCGAAUGCCCUCAGCUUUCGAUGGGGUGGAACAACGUGAACAAGGAUGAUGAAGAUGAACGUGCAAUUCAGGAUCUGGAAUGGUAUCCAAACCAGAAAAAAAGUUCGAGAUUUUAGACCGGGAAACCUAUGAGUGGUUGAGUGUUCAUUUCUGUACAGACCUGCAAUUUCUGUAUGAUUAGACGGUUAGCUGUGAGGCGAGAUAUGGUGGACAGUCUUGGACUAGCAAGACGCUGCAAAGGAUGAUCUUCAUCCUUCGCAGUUUACUUGAUGAAGAUCAGUGAACGAUGGUUGAAAUCCAGAACUACUGACCGAAAGAAAACAGAAAGAAUUUCUCGUGCACAGUUAAGUUGAAGAAAAUUGUUUCCAGAGCUGUAAUUAGUGUACAGGUUUGCUUGUACUACUCUGAUUUCUGUGCGUGCUCUCAGGGUGAGUAAUCUGUCCUCGUUUGCGAUUGUUCAAGUGUACUUUGCACAGGCUGCUGCCUCGUUACAGAAAAUGAAAAGUCACUCUGCUACC